Podarcis lilfordi (Lilford's wall lizard) is the source of this 13962-nucleotide messenger RNA. NCBI's taxonomy places the organism in Eukaryota, Metazoa, Chordata, Lepidosauria, Squamata, Lacertidae. The record is from the annotation of a GenBank genome assembly.
AUGGCUUCGCCGGACAGCGGCCUGGGCGGCGACAGCUUCUCUUCCCCGCUCCUGCCCGGCCCGCGGAGCAGCCUGCAGCAGGAGCUGCGCCAGCUGAAUGACCGCCUAGCCGCCUACCUACCGCGCGUCCGCGGCCUGGAAGCCACCAGGACGGCGCUGCAGCUUCGCCUGUCCGAAUCCGAGGACAGUCGCCGCGAGUUGGGCGUCUUACGGAGGGCCUACGAGAGGGAGCUGGCCGCCGUGCGCGAGGAGCUCCACGGGCAAGUCCUGCAGCGCGCCGGUCUGCAGGUCGAGCUGGAGACCCUGCGGGAAGAGCACAGGCGGCUGCUCGCCAGGUGAGUGUCCCUAGAGGGCGCGCCUUCCUUCUUCCUGGAUCUCGCGCUCUUUUCUUCUUAAAGCAAAGGCUCUUCUUAGUCCAUAGAUUUCCAGUUUUCUGAAGUUAAAGAGGUUCAUGGGUGGAGUCGGGGAGGGGGAAGUCGCCCCCCCUCCUAAAUCAAGUAAUUAAAUAAAAAUACUUAACUAAAAGCAGAAAUUGUAAUAGUAAUAAUAAAUAAUUUAUUAUUUAUACCCCGCCCAUCUGGCUGAGUUUCACCAGCCACACUGGGCAGAUAAUAAUAAUAAUAAUAAUAAUAAUAAUACCUUUAUUGUCAAUGUACAACCUGUGUACAAUGAAAUUAACUGAGCCUCCCUCCCCACCCCAUAAACACUCAAUCUCAUUGCACUCUGUGUGCUUGUCGCACAACACACCAAGCCUGAAAGUCAGUUGCACUAUAUUACAGUGGUACCUCAGGUUAAUAACUUAAUUCGUUCUGGAGGUCCGUUCUUAACCUGAAACUGGUCUUAACCUGAAGCACCACUUUAGCUAAUGGGGCCUCCCACUGCUGCCGCGCCGCCGGAGCACGAUUUCUGUUCUCAUCCUGAAGCAAAGUUCUUAACUCAAGGUACUAUUUCUGGGUUAGCAGAGUCUGUAACCUGAAGCGUCUGUAACCCAAAGUACCACUGUAUUUUCCGUUCAGCAGCCUAACAGCCCACGGAUAGAAUAUUAAAAACAAAAAACAUUAAAAGCAUCCCUAAACAGGGCUGCCUUCAGAUGUCUUCUAAAAGUCAGAUAGUUGUUUAUUUCCUUGACAUCUGAUGGGAGGGCAUUCCACAGGGCAGGCGCCACUACCGAGAAGGCCCUCUGCCUGGUUCCCUGUAACUUCUCUUCUCGCAGGGAGGGAAUUGCCAGAAGGCCCUCAAAGCUGGACCUCAGUGUCUGGGCUGAGUGAUGGGGUGGAGACGCUCCUUCAGGUAUACUGGGCUGAGGCUGUUUAGGGCUUUAAAGGUCAGCACCAACACUUUGAAUUGUGCUCAGAAACGUACUGGGAGCCAAUGUAGGUUUUUCAGGCCCGGUGUCAUGUGGUCUCGGAGGCCACUCCCAAAAUCCAAAAGAUUUUGACAGAUUGUUCUGAGCACUUAGGAGUCAAAGGAAAGUAAUUUAAAAGAACUGUUGCUGAGACAUCUCAUUCUCAAUCUGCUAGACAGAGCCAGACAGAGGAUAAUGACAGGUGGUGGCUACCUGCCCACCUCCUAAAAUAAAUCUCUGCUAUGCCCAUGGAUUUGUGCUUUUAUUGUGUGGUCUCAUUUUCUUGCUCUGAACUACUAUAGGACGAAGGCUGGGGCAUAUAGACCCAUAGAAUGGUAGAGUUGGAAGGGGUCCCAGGGUCAUCUAGUCCAACCCCCUGCAAUGCAGGAAUCUCUACUAGAUCAUACAUGACAGGUGGCUAUCCAUCCUUCACUCUCCCUCCUAUCGAUAGAGCUUAUGAUGUGCAAAUUUGAUUCAGAAAUGCUAAAAGCCAUACCUGUUGAGAUGCAAAGCCUCCUGUUUACACUUGCAACCUGCUUGUUCUCAGGAAUUCUAAAAAUGAGAAUGAUUUAAGCCUGGCAGUCGCUCGCAUGAAAGACCUGGAUGCUCAGCUCCGCUGCAAAGAGGCCGAAUUGACGACAUCCUUGAGUAGACAGCAGAGCCUGCAAAACCAUCUUCAAAAGUCAGAACGUGAAAUCAGCUCUGUAAGGGUUUGUUCUGUAAGAUCUAAACUGUCCUGCUGAAACGACGAAGGUUGUUAAGAGAUAUUCGGGUCACAAGUAAAAUGUUCUGUUAUUUUUGGGUGUAUUUUGAGAGGUGAGAAGUUCCAGGGGCAACAGGGCUUAGCUGGAUUUGGAAGGUCACUGGGGGCUUAUGGAGCCUUGUGAUAUUUAAGGUCACUGCAGUCGCACUCACCUGAUGUCCCCUCCACAACUGAUAGGAGCUUUGUUUUUAUCUCCUCCUAUAUUGUGGUCUGGGACACGGGUGGCGCUGUGGCUUAAACCACAGAGCUUAGGACUUGGCAAUCAGAAAGAAGGUCGGCGGUUCGAAUCCCUGCGACAGGGUGAGCUCCCGUUGCUCGGUCCCUGCUCCUGCCAACCUAGCAGUUCGAAAGCACGUAAAAGUACAAGUAGAUAAAUAGGUACCGCUCCGGCGGGAAGGUAAAUGGCGUUUCCGUGCACGGAUCUGGUUCGCCAGAAGCGGCUUAGUCAUGCUGGCCGCAUGACCCGGAAGCUGUACACCGGCUCCCUCGGCCAGUAAAGCGAGAUGAGCGCCGCAACCCUAGAGUCGGCCACGACUGGACCUAAUGGUCAGGGGUCCCUUUACCUUUACCUUUAUAUUGUGGUCCCAAUGAAAUUUGCCCCCUGGAAGCUGCUCCCCCCCCCCCCCGCCGGAAGUGAAGUUGCUACUGAGUCCAAUAGCAGUUUCCAAACUUGGAUGGGAAGGGGCUCUCGCCAUGGUUUCAUGCAAAGUUACAGCCCUGUAAUGGCACAUCUAAAAAUGUACACUCUGGCUGGGUACAGAACAUGCAUUUAAAGCACAGUUCCUCCCUGCUCCCAAAGAACAUUGGGAACUAUAGUUUUAGGGUGCUGGGAAUGGUAGCUCGGAGAGAGGUAAACCAGGAUUUUUUGAGUGGUGGAGCAAGUGUAUGGUCUGAAUGCAUCCUAAGGCUCAGUUCAUGCAGGACAAUCGAUAUUGCUUUGGGCUGCUUUCUUCGCCCAUGUGAACUGAGAGCAUAACCUGAAAUAAAUAUUGAUCCUCUGCAGCUGUUGUAGCAAAAGGCAGGGUUUCAAUAAAGCCUCGCAUUCGGUUCUUAAAUUGUCAGAAUAUCUUGAACUGGGCAAACUUACAGGUUUAAUAAGAAAUUAUUCUCAUGAGAAAAUAAGGAGAGAGUGGUAAGCCUUUAUAAAUUAUAUGAAGAGAACUGAUUCCCUGAUUUGUACUUGGUUUAGCUUAGAAUAAAAAUAUCACAGGUACAGACAACCAGAGAUAUGAGGAAUAAAUCCACAUGGAGUUAGUUGGAAGUCACUUUUUUCUUUUUCUUUUUCUUUCUUUCUUUCUUUCUUUCUUUUUUUUGGGGAGGUAUUAUUUUUCAUUCUUUUUUUUAAAGGAGAAUAUGUUUUAUAUUUUCGAUUGUAGUUUAUGUUAUUAUGUUUUUGUAUUAUUUUCUUUGUUUUAUUCAAUGCAUGUUUGUAUGAUGUAUAAGGGUUUUUAAUUUUUUUUUAAGAAGCCUCGCAUUCGCUGGGACAUAGUCUGAAAGCUAUGGCCUAACCAGUGCUUUUUUUCCAGCCGGAACUUGCCAAAAAUAAGUUCCGGCACCUCUCAGGUGGGCACCAUUGCCAUUAUAAGACAACAAGGGAGGUGUUCAUGGCGAGUUCCGGCACCUCUUUUUCUAGAAAAAUAGCACUGGGCCUUACACAAAGUCUGCACUAGCAGAAAUCCAAAAAAGAAAGGCAGAUGUACACAGAUGCACAACUGAUCCAUUAAUCUGUGUUGCUCUCUGUGUCUACGCCAGUCUAUCUUGUGUUCCAUUGUUUGACUUUUUAACUAGUGGUAUGUUUGCUUGGUGAACGAUAGUAUGUUAUAUGCCUAAGAACAAUAACAUUGCACAAUAUAAAACCUGCAGUUAAUAAGAGUAACUUAACCCCACUUGCAGGCUUGUAACCUAAAUGAACAUGAGGAAAAGGGAAGGGAGUAUGAGAAGAUUGAUUUCGAGUUCUGUUAAAACAUGUUGGCUUCCCAAGGUUCUCCUUUUGGGCUUAUUAAACACUGUAGCUGAACAGGAGUCUUGGAAGGAUUUAAGGGAAGCACAAAGCAUUUGCUAACUUUCCCGUUAACUACUUUCCUAGCUCAAGGUAAUGGUGAAUCAUUUCAAAAGCCAUCUUCAAAAUGAGAUGUUGAAGAGAACAGAUAUAGUAAACCAAAUGGAAACCCUGAAGAAAGAAGUAAUAUUUCUAAAGAACAUCCAUGAAGACGUACGUACUUCUGCAGUCUUAGACUUCCUUAAUUUCAGCUGCUGUUUAAUUUAAAACACUAAAAUUAAGGUCAAUAACUUGGUGAAAUAGUUUAAUCAGGGGAGGGCCAAAAAUGAUGAUAACCCUGGGUUACUGUGUUUUAUUGUUCCUAUUUUGCCCCUCUCCUAGCAUGAAUGAGAUAAACAAACCAAAGAGCAUAGACUUCCUGUUGUAUCUGAACCAGGGUUCAUGGUUUGUUGCUCUCUAAUAAGCAAUGAUCAGUAACUCUGGAGAAAUAAGCCACAAACCCGGGCUUGGAUGACGUGCUAAGCCACACCAUGGCUUAGCUGGCAGGAGUUUAGCAGGACUAGAGGAGAAACAAAGUGGCCACAAUCUUGUCUCUAGGAGCCCUGGUUCUGCUAAGCCAUGGUUUGCAUUACAUGCAAAUUGAAGUAGUGUGUUGUAUUCCAUUCAGUUGUUCCCUAUGGGAGACAGUUGCAUUUGCAGAAGAAAAGAAAAAUAAAAGGAGCAAACAAUGGGGGCUCCAAUGUUGACUGCAUCUAAAGUUACUGUGCACCUCUUUUAAUUGCUCUUAAUGCGCCAUGGAGGGAUGCGGGUGGCGCUGUGGGUUAAACCACAGAGCCUAGGACUUGCCGAUCAGAAGGUUGGUGGUUCAAAUCCCAGCGACGGGGUGAGCUCCCUUUGCUCGGUCCCUGCUCCUGCCAACCUAGCAGUUUGAAAGCACAUCAGAGUGCAAGUAGAUAAAUAGGUACCACUCCGGCGGGAAGGUAAACGGUGUUUCCGUGCGCUGCUCUGGUUCAUCAGAAGCGGCUUAGUCAUGGUAGCCACAUGGGAGCUGUACACCGGCUCCCUCGGCCAAUAAAGCGAGAUGAGCACUGCAACCCCAGAGUCGGUCACAACUGGACCUAAUGGUCACUGGUCCCUUUACCUUUAAUGCGCCAUGGAUGAUGAAUUUCAGGCCACAGUUUAACCGUAAAGAAAUGUUGCAUGUUCUUUAUUCCGGGGCAGUACAGUACUGGUACUCUAAUUUGCUUGUCUGCUACCGUUGUUUUUAAUACGGAGCCUCUUAAAUCCUUCCUCCCGGCUGUAUUUCCCUUCUCUUCCUAGGAGCUAAAGAACAAGAAGCAGAUCUACGAGAGCAGGAUUCGAGAAAUAGAGUCUCACCAUCACCAGGAAUUGGAGAGUAGGCUGUUGAAUGCUCUCAAAGAGCUCAGACAGCAACACGAACAACAGAUUUGCGCGUAUAAAGAUCAGGUGCAGCAAAACUUCAGUGCCAAAGUGAGUGGUUUGUCUGUCUAUACUGCUGAUGUCUUGCUGUCCCAUCAUUCUUAGUAGAGACCUGAUCUCUUCUUGCUUCCUAUGGGCAGGUCCCGAAUAGGAGUGGCACAAUUAGAGGCUGGGUUUUCACUUGCUACCUUAUGCUGACAGGAUGUCUUCCAAAUGGUGGAAGGGGAAAGCAAAGGAAAAUCAUUGGUCUUCUAAGAGCUGAUGGGACAAAGGCAUGUUGGCUCCUCUCAGUGGAUUCAGUGGGACUUAAUUCUGACUGGAUGUGCAUAGCUUGCUUCGUUAAUUACCGUAUUUUUCACUCUAUAAGACGCACUAGACCAUAAGACGCACCUAGUUUUUGGAGGAGGAAAACAAGAAAAAAAAUAUUCUGAAUCCCAGAAGCCAGAACAGCGAUCCCUCUUGCUGUUCUGGCUUCUGGGAUAGCUGCGCAGCCUGCAUUCACUCCAUAAGAUGCACACACAUUUCCCAUUACUUUUUAGGAGGGAAAAAGUGAGUCUUAUAGAGCAAAAAAUACGGUAUAUGCUAAGAUACCUUUCCCCAACCUGUUUCUAAGGGGAUGCUGUAUUUUGGUGAAACCCUGUUUGCUUCAGUUUCCCCAGCUCAGCAUGUUACCUUCCCAUUGUGUCCUCCUCUUGACCCCCUUGGAUAAUUCUCCUGCACACACCAGUCACAGCCAGAAGCAUUUAUUUUUAAUACUAAUUUACGUAUUGCCUAACCUUCACCUUAAGGUGAACACCUGGAACAAUAUUGUAGAACAUGCUGCCUAAAAUGUGUUGGGGAAGGGGGGGCGUUAUUGAGUUGUUUUUGUUUUUAUUACGUAUUUUGUGUUUUUAUGUUGUGUUUUUAUGUUGUAACUGCCCUGAGACCUGCAGGAAUAGGGCAGUAUGCAUAUUUAAUAAAUAAUAAUAAAAGUCAUCUGAAUUGGAAGGAAUAAGGCCUAGAAUUGUCUAAUAAUAAUAAUAAUAAUAAUUAAUAUAAUACAAUAUGAUAUAAUAAAUAUAGUAAAGGUAAAAGGACCCCUGACCAUUAGGUCCAGUCACAGACUCUGGGGUUGCGGCGCUCAUCUCGCUUUACUGGCCAAGGGAGCCGGCAUACAGCUUCCGGGUCAUGUGGCCAGCAUGACUAAGCUGCUUCUGGCAAACCAGAGCAGCGCACGGAAAUGCCGUUUACCUUCCCGCCGGAGCGGUGCCUAUUUAUCUACUUACACUUUGAGGUGCUUUCGAACUGCUAGGUUGGCAGGAGCAGGGACCGAGCAACAGGAGCUCACCCCGUCGCAGGGAUUCGAACCACUGACCUUCUGAUCGGCAAGUCCUAGGCUCUGUGGUUUAACUCGCAGCACUACCUGCAUCCCAAUAAUUAUAGUAGGUCCCAUUAUUCCUCCCGAAGGAGCAUAGUGUGGCAAACCUGUGUUAAAUUGAACUGUUAUUCAUGUGUGUGCGCACAGAAACACGUUCAAAUUAAAAUGUGCAGUCCUGGUUAGCUUUUUCUUUUCUUUUUUAACCCAAUACUAUUUUCACAGAUGGAAAACAUUCAGCGUUCUGCAGCAAGGAGUAGUGAUAUCACCAAAGCUGCUGAGGAGGAGCUCAGAGAAGCAAAACUGAGAGUUGAUUCUCUGAUGUCACAGGUAAAACGGGGGCUGGAAACCAGGUAAAAUGACGCCUACCUGGAGAGGGAAGAGGCUCUUAAAAGGUCUUUGGGAAAUAGAGGUCUCUGCUAGUAUGGCUCUGUUCCGCUGUGCCUAACAGUAAAACCUUUCUGUGAAAUCUAAGGUUGCUACGUUGGAAGCCAGGAAUGGAGAUUUGGAGGCCAGAAUAAACACGUUGGAGAACACCAUUCUUGACAAACAAGGCUCAUCGAGGAGAUGCCUAGCUGAGAAGGACAGGGAGAUGGACAGAAUGCAUCAGCGUAUGCAGGUGCAGCUGGGGGAGCAUGUGAAACUGUUGGAUAUGAAGAUGGGUCUGGAUCUGGAGAUCGGUGCAUACCGGGCAAUGCUAGAAGGAGAGGAACAACGGUGAGCUUGGUGACAGAAUUCUGUUCUUGAAAGGAGGCUUUCUUUUCUUUUUUUAAUUGAACAGGAGCUGAACUUCUUACCAGUAUUGGCUUUCAUGGGCAAAGGGCUCUUUAACUCCCUCCUGCCCAGUGUGAACAGCAAGAGGAGCUUUUCUGCACCUUUUACUGUACGUUUCAGCCACACUUUAAUACCCUCUAAUGUGCCAGUUCCCAAAAACACAAGCAAGCUGGAAUGAGCAGCUGAUGUCCGUAAUAAGUGGAGGGGCUAUUCAAAAGGGAGCUGGUCUUCGCAUUGGGGAGGAGGGGGUUAAAAGAGCCCUUUGCCCAUGUCAACUCACAUGGUUGAAAGCAACUGUGGUGCAGUCUCGGAGUCGAGAGUGGAUUUCAUGCUCUUUUCACUAUCCCUCUUGUUGUUCUGGCUUCUGGGAUAGGCAUGCCAAGCCUCUUCAGGGCAGGGGGAACGUUCCUCCCGUUGCCCUGAAGAGGCUUCGCGCAGCUAUCGCUGAAGCCAGGAGAGCAAGAGGGAUCGGUGCGCACCCUCUCCUGGCUUCAGGGAUAGCUGCGCAGCCUGCAUUCAUUCCAUAAGACGCACACACAUUUCCCCUUACUUUUUUGGAGGGGAAAAGUGUGUCUUAUAGAGUGAAAAAUAUGGUAUAUAUUAUCUCCAGUAUCGGAGGCCAUGUCCCUCUAAAAACCAGUUGCUGGGGAACACCAGCGCAAAAGGUUUGAUCUUCUUGCAGUCCAUGGGACUCUCAAGAGUCUCCUCCAGCACCAUCAUUCAAAAGCAUCAAUUCUUUGAUGAUUAGCCUUCUUUAUGGUCCAGCUCUCACAUCCAUACAUCACUAGACACCACGGGAAUGGUCCAAUGUCAAGAGCAAAGAGACUGAGAGAGGGUGUUCUGCCAUCAGUGGCUGCCUAAUUUGAAAGGUGACUUUGUUUUGCAGGUUAAGAGUGCCCAGGCCCGGCUCAGAAAGUGUUGGAACACUAGCAACCACCAGUCUGGGCAGCCCCGUCCUCCCGCGAAGGAGAAGGAGGAAGCGGGCACUUUCAGAAUGCCAAGUCCACAGCGUUUGCUUCAAAACGGUCCAGCAUGCAUCAUCUUCAGGAAGUAUUUCCAUAGAACAUAUUGACAAAGAAGGACAAUUUGUCAAAAUCAGAAACAAUUCUGAUCAGGUAUUUUUUACAUGAUUUAACUCCUUGGGACGAAUGCAUGGUUAGUGUAGCUGGCAAAUUUGUGUCGCCCGAAAACUGGGUGCCAUUUCUCUACAAAGCAGCUCUGGGUUGACCCUCCCCACCACCAAUCUGCCUCUUCAUUUCCCACCUGUAACUUCCUUGCCACUUUUAUUUUCUCUCUCCCGUCCCUCCCUUCACCGGGUUUUAGACUAGUACAGUGGUACCUCGGGUUACAAGACGCUUCAGGUUACAAGACACUUCAGGUUACAGACUCUGCUAACCCAGAAAUAGCACCUCGGAUUCAGAACUUUGCUUCAGGAUGAGAACAGAAAUCGUGCUCCAGCGGCGCUGCAGCAGCAGCAGGAGGCCCCAUUAGCUAAAGUGGUCCUUCAAGUUAAGAACAGUUUCAGGUUAAGAACAGACCUCCGGAACGAAUUAAGUACUUAACCCGAGGUACCACUGUGCUUGAUGUGAACAUGGAUCUGGAAUCCCCCUGGCAGUGGGUGGAAUAGAAGUUGCCCAGGAAAGUUUAAUAAUAAUAAUAAUAAUAAUAAUAAUAAUAAUAAUAAUAAUAAUACAGUGGUACCUCGGAAGACGAAUGCCUCGCAAGACAAAAAGCUCGCUAGACGAAAGGGUUUUUUGUUUUUUGAGCUGCUUCGCAAGACGAUUUUCCCUAUGGGCUUGCUUCGCAAGACGGAAACGUCUUGCAAGUUUGUUUCCUUUUUCUUAACACCGUUAAGUUGCGACUUGACUUCGAGGAGCAACUCAUAGAACGCGGUGUGGUAGCCUUUUUUGAGGUUUUUAAAGACUUUGGUGAUUUUUGAAGCUUUUCCAAAACUUUCCCGACACCGUGCUUCGCAAGACGAAAAAAAUCGCAAGACGACAAAACUCGCGGAACGAAUUAAUUUCGUCUUGCGAGGCACCACUGUAAUCAAAAUUAUUUAUACCCUGCCCUCCCCAGCCAAGACUGGGUUCAGGGCGGCUAACAACCAAUAAUAAAAACAAGUUGAUUAAAAUAAAAUUUAAAAGAUUAAGAUACAACAUUAAAACAUUAGGAUACAGUCUCUUCAUAGGAGGAGAAAGGAAAAAGAAAGGGGGGGGAGGGAAUCAAACUGAUUCUAAGCCAAAGGCCAGGUGGAACAACUCUGCCUUACAGGCCCUGCAGAAAGAAAUCAGAUCUCGCAGGGCCCUGGUCUCAUGGGACAGAGCAUUCCACCAGGCUGGAGCCAGUGUUGAGAAGGCCCUGGCUCUGGUUGAGGCUGAUCUAACUUCCUUAGGGCCCGGGACCUCUAGGGUGUUGCUAUAUAUGGACCUUAAGGUUCUCCGUGGGGCAUACUGGGAGAGGCAGUCCCGUAGGUACGAGGGUCCUAGGCCUAUGAUUAAACAUACUUGAUGGUCCCCUCCUACAAACAGCCUCUUCCUAACAUUUCUUUGCAGUUUCCAAGGUUCCUGAGAGAAAAGGGAGGUGACGAUAGAUAAGCUUCCUCAGGACGCUUUAAUCCGCUUUAAUUGCACGCCUCAAUAUCCCAGAAUACGCUUGAACUCCUCCCAGAAAAUAAUGAGACUGGAGGCUCUUAAAAGGCAAAAUGUUACUCAAAACCAGCAGUCUAAAACUGUUAAGCGCUGCUUUCCUUGUAGGAGCAGUCACUAAGUGGGUGGACCACAAGAAGGCAGCAUGGAAACCAGUCUGAAAUAAUGUACGAGUUUCCUGCUCGAUGUACCCUUGGGGCUGGUCAAGUUCUUACAGUGAGUGAAAAUCUUCUCCUCUUCCCCUCUAAACUUUAAAAUGUCAGUGUUUUACUUUGCUUACCCUUGUAAGAAUAUCAAACACACCACCUAAUAAAGGCCCUGAAACUGGCUAAGUAACCUAGAGGGAUAAAAUACCGGCUUGUAUACUCUACAGUGGGACGCGGGUGGCGCUGUGGGUUAAACCACAGAGCCUAGGACUUGCUGAUCAGAAGGUCGGCGGUUCGAAUCCCUGCGACGGGGUGAGCUCCCGUUGCUCAGUCCCUGCUCCUGCCAACCUAGCAGUUCGAAAGCACACCAGUGCAAGUAGAUAAAUAGGAACUGCUCCGGCGGGAAGGUAAACGGCGUUUCUGUGCGCUGCUCUGGUUCACCAGAAGCGGCUUAGUCAUGCUGGCCACAUGACCCAGAAGCUGUCUGCGGACAAACGCCGGCUCCCUCAGCCCAUAGAGCGAGAUGAGCGCCGCAACCCCAGAGUCGGUCAUGACUGGACCUAAUGGUCAGGGGUACCUUUACCUUUAUACUCUACAGUGUUUUGGACUUGCUUAAAACAAUAUUGUACUGUGCCAUUUAUGUACAUGGCAUUAUGUACAUGGCAUUUUCCUGAAGAAGAGGUCUGGCAGAUCUUUGGCCUAUGGGGCUUAUAAAGAGGGAGGGAUUUGAAAGAAGCAAGGGAGGUGGUCUCAUGGAGAAGUUCUGGGACUGGAGGCAGUUGAAAGAUGGCCGACAAGGGACAACAGGUGAAGCUUUUCUAAGUAGUAUGGUGGGAAGCAGGCUCGGAAAAACUGUUUUAAAUUCCUUCUGCCAGCCUUAAGUUUUGGGAGGCAAUAUUGGAUGAUACACCUUCCAGAACCAAAUUCCUAGGGGGGGAAAUCCACCUGGACUUUUAACUCCAUAGGCAUUAAAUGUUUGUGUUGAUAGUUUGGUUAUAUAUUCAUUCAAUGCCUGCUGAUCCAUUAGAGAUGGAUAUUGAGAACCACAAAACCCAGUUGUUUUAAUUUCUAUGGUCCUGAUCCAGUUCUGGUGCAUGCAAAUAGUGGCUCCAGUUGGAGAUACCUCUCCAUAUCUUCAUCAUAAUUCCAACAGCGAGUUCAUUGGGACCAGAUGUAUAUAAAUUUCAAGUACUAUCCUUUCCCUUUGGGGGAACAAUGAUGGUGUUUACACUUGCUUCCACAAAGGUAAAAUUGAAUUCCUGUUGUAACAGUCUUCCCCAUUCCAUUUGAUCAACAUAGCUUGAGGUUUUAGUACAAAAAAGUAAAAUAUACAUUUUCUUAAAUAACUACAAAUUAAGACUACAUCUAUACUAUACUAGCGUGGAUCUGUGGUUUGGUUCCAUAUCAAUGCACGGUUGUUCGAACAUAGUUGCUAAAAGAAAGAACUAUAAAUACAAAAUAAGUAUCACACACAGGAACUAAAAAGGAUAUAGAACUUUUCUUGCAGAAAUACAAAUUAUUCAGUGUGCUAAUACGAAUGGAAGUUAAAAACAUUGUAGCUGUUGUAUAAGGGAUUAUGAUUAAGAUUGAAAUGUAAUUGGAUUAAACAAGAUUUUGGAAGCAAAAUUAAAUGAAUUUAUCUUACCUUGAAAUCUAGCACGCGGGAGGCCACCUAAAAAGUAUAAUUGGCAUAUCAAUUGGUUUAUUUUUGAAUGUUAAUUGUAAUUUGGUAAUAGAAUGUGACUUAUAUUAGAUAUAUGUAAUUGAAAAUUAAUAAAAUUUACCAAAAAAAAAAGAAGUUUGAACAUAGUUGCUGAUCCAGUCAUGUUGCUGUAAUCAAUAUUGUCAUUAUAUCUGCCUGGCAUUUGACACCACAGAUUUCUCCCCACAAUUGCCUUUUGUUACAGGCUGAUGCUUCCAGUGAUAUCACUUGCACAGUCAAAUUUGUAUAGAACUUACAAGAAUCUCAUCCUACGGUUGAUGUUGCAAUGAAUCUGACUAGUGGGUGGGGAAGCAUUGGACAAUUUCCUGUGCAAAGGUUCUCUUUAAGCAUUCAAAUAUGAAGAUCAUCUUCUUCUUUUUUCUUUGAAGAUCUGGGGUGUGACAGAAAGUUCAAGCCCAGCUCCUGGUAUGCUUGUCUGGAAAUCCCCCAAGUCAAUGAGAGGUGGAGACAGCUUUAGGAUUGUACUUUUUGACUCUGCUGGAAACGUAAGUACCAUACUAACAUGUCCUUGCUACAAUUUGAUAUUGUUCUUGAGUUUUAUAUCAGCCUUGUAAAUAAGCCCACAAGUUAGUAGCCUGGGUCCCCCCCCCCCAAUCUACUGUUGGCUGGCAGAGGAGAUACACAACUUGGUUCCUCCAGCGGCACCGUCCUGAAUUUCUGUCCUGGGCGCAGAGGAGGAAUGGAACACUAGCCUAGAAUCCCAUGUACUCGUCUGCCUGCAAUUCCUUGUUGCCUAUGACUAUUUAACUGCUUAAAUAUAUCUCUGGUUUUGCAAGAUUUGCCAUGUUUAAUGGAGAAGGGCUUCUACCUUCUGCAUCAAGCAAACACCUUUUCGCUCUCUUUUUUACCAUCUGUGUGUUUAUUUGUACAUAGCCCUUCGCCAAAUGGUCCCAGAGCAGAUUGCAAGAAGUGUACACUUGACAAAAUUAAAAUUUACAUUGAAAAUUUAUACAGUAGAAGCACAAAACAGCAGUGUGCAGCAUUUAGUAUUUCUUGUUCUUCAGACAAGUGGCAGAAACAGAAUAUUAAUGUGUUUCUCUGACAUUUUAUGGUUAUUUUCCAUAGCUUGGUAAGUUUUCCGUUUCCUUUUUUAUAAUUCUUUAAUGUGGUCUUCAUACAGAUGCUUGCUGGUGUUUUAUUCUUGUGUCCAGAGAAUGAUAGUUAUUGUGUGCCUAAUGAAUUCUGUAAACAAAUUACCUUGCAGCAAAUGGCAGAAGGAAAACUCACUUACGUAGAUAGAGGAGAAGGUGAUGGAGAAAUGGAGGUGGCUGCUGGGGAAGAAGGAAUGGAGUGUCAUACUCAGGCAGGUUUCAUACAGGAACUCCAAAACUGAGAAAUGCCAAAUACUUGUAUUCAUAUCCAGCUGAGUUGAACUGUUGCUGCUGCUUUUUAAAAUAGUUAAUUGAUCAAAGCACAGUAAUGGUUAACUGCACAGUGCACUUUUUCUCCUGACAUGCCACAUAAGAAGGAAAAAAAUAGAUGCUGUUUUUUGGGGUGGCAAUCUUGUAAACUUUUACAGAUAACUGAAGAACCAGGGUUGUUGCUUUGGCUCCAGCCUCGCUGUAACAUUGACCUAGCUUAGCGAGAGAAGCGCUUAGCAUUCUCAGAAGAGUUUUCUGGGCCUGAAUGCGCAGCAGAACUGCUGUUUUUAGGUCUAAUCUCAUGGCACAUCUUAUCAAGCAAGUUGGACCUAGCUUCAUGUUCAUCUCUUUCCCUCCUCCUUGCCCACCCUCUCUCCAGAGAAAUGAAAGUCGGACCUGCCUCAUAAUAUAG